ACGCACCGUUCUCCGAAGCAAAGAGGGCUGUAUGGAUGUAUUUGGAUGUAUUUUCCCCCUUUUUCUUUCACCUCAUACUUGCUCCCGAAUGCUGAUACUAUGUGGGAAUGCAUAAAGGAAGUUGAUGGUGUUCAGCAGCGGCUACGGGUAGUGAUGGCUGGUACAUUUCUUCUUCUGAGGGAAAAGCAAUGUUAAUGUAAAGAUGCAGUUCAUGCUUCUUUUUAGCAGACAGGGCAAACUUCGACUCCAGAAGUGGUAUGUGCCGCUUUCUGAUAAGGAGAAAAAAAAGAUCACCAGAGAGUUAGUGCAGACCAUACUGGCCCGUAAACCCAAAAUGUGCAGCUUCCUGGAGUGGAGAGAUCUGAAGAUUGUGUACAAGAGAUACGCCAGCUUGUAUUUCUGCUGCGCCAUUGAGGCCCAGGACAAUGAGCUGAUCACGCUGGAGGUCAUCCACAGAUACGUGGAGUUGCUGGACAAAUACUUUGGCAGCGUUUGUGAACUGGACAUCAUCUUCAACUUUGAGAAGGCUUACUUCAUUCUGGAUGAGUUCCUGCUGGGCGGCGAGACUCAGGAGACGUCCAAGAAGAACGUGCUGAAGGCCAUCGAGCAGGGCGACCUGCUGCAGGAGAACAUAGACUCUCAGAUGCGCAUGUUUGCAGGUAUGGCGGUCCCAAAUGUCACCUCAGAGUCUUCUGGUCUCUUCCAGAACUUGACCCGCUGAGCCCCGUCAUGAGUACUUUACCGUACCAGUGUACUGAAUGGCUGCCAUGGCUGCUGCUGCUGCUGCUGUCCUCCAUGCAUGCUCCAUGUCCUUGUCCCUGUCCUGACACAACAACGCUUACAAUGUCCCUACAGCUCAACCUACUGGACUCAUCAAACAUCCAUUGUAACUCUUUAACGAGGGAAUCAAAAAUGCUGCUACACGCCUUGCCCAGCAAUGCUACAUUUCCCAUAGUCAUUCAUGUAAAUCAGGUGUACAGAUGAGGGCCACAUAGUGAAGAAUGGAUAUGCUAAGAAGUUAUAUACUGUAUAUUGCCAGAAAGAAAAAUGCAUCUCAGCUUUGUCAUUUUGCUGAAAAGGUUUUUACUGUUGCAGGUUUUUUUUUGUGUAUUUUCCAACUAUUUCAACUUUCUUCUAGUCAGUUUUAUUUACACCAAAUCACAACAGAGAUUAUUUGAAAGCACUUAAAACAUGGAGCAAGUGUAGAAGCACACUCUUCAUACCUGUAGGAGAAAGCAAGAGAUACUCAAUUCAGUGCUUUUAGGCCACAUCUACACGGAAACGCUUCCUUUUUAAACAUCUCGUAAUACAGUGUUAGAUCAGUAAGUAGUUAUACACAAUGCACUGUUAACAGACUGCAAAAUGAUAGAUGACCUGUGACCACUGAGUGUUUGCGCCACACUGAUGUCACACUGAUAUUGUAUCUUCGGGCACAGAAGAGCGAGUAGGCUGCAUCCGCGCUUCAGAAGGCAGUGGAUACGUCCUUUUCACUCAGGUUUUCAGUUGAUAAUUUGAGAAGACUAGAAAUAAAUGCAUUGUGAAAUAGAAAAGGUGAGUUGUGGAUACGCUUGUGAGACUCCUGAAGCAGCUGACAGGUAUCGUCAGACCACGCGGCUUCGGCGGUGGUCGAUGCAAAAAAUCGGGUGUGGGAGGAAUUCGGUGAGGCCAUGGAGCACGACUUUCGGUCGGCCUCAAAGAGGUUCUGGUACACCAUCCGGUGCCUCAGAAAAGGGAAGCAGGGGCCUGCUGACCUCGACUGAGGAUGUAGUUGGACGGUGGAAGGAAUAUUUUGAGGCCCUUCUCAAUCACAUUGACAUUCCAUCCAUAGAGGAAGAAUAGUCUGAGGACACAUACGUGGACAGUUCCAUCACUUUAGCUGAGGUAUCUGGGGUGGUCCAAAUGCUCCUCAGUGGCAAAGCUCCGGGGGUGGACGGGUUUCGUUGGUCGAAUCCCUGCUACAAGAGGUCCAAUGCGGUUUUUGUCCUGGUCGCGGAACACUGAACCAGCUCUACACCCUCGCGAGGAUGUCCCUCACUUUGGGGGGGGCGCUCCGGGAGUACGAGAUUGGUGGCGCGCUACUACGUGCCAUCCGGUCCUUGUAUAAACGGGGCAGGAGCUUGGUUCGCUUGGUUGCUAAUUUUUGUGAAAAUUAGGUUGAGGAAAAAGUAAAAAUAUUACAAGAAAAAAAAACACAUUAGAUAUUGGUUUAAAAAAAAAAAAGAAAGUGGUAAUAUAGCUAGAAUUGUACAAAAACUAAGUCAACCUAUAAAGAGAAAAAGUGACGUUGAUACUAAUAAUACACGUUUUUAAACCUACAGUAUAUCACAAAGCUGAGAUGCAGUUUGUCUUGAAAUAUAUCGAGCUACAUAAUAAUAAUAAUAAUAAUAAUAAUAAGUAGAAUGUGGCCCUCGCUGGAAACACCCCGACUAUAUUCUGUUAUGUUUUAGCAGCAAGAUAUUUUAUUUUAAGUACUACAUAACAAAAUGCUAAAAAUUCUGUUCUUGGAUGUGGUAUAUUCCCUUGUGAGACGCUUGGAAGUGUGCCCCCCAGCGGUCAUCAGAGGGUAAUUAGGAGAAAACUCUACCCUUCAGUAAGCUAGAGAUGUGCAUUGCUGCAUUUCAAAGAAGAUAUUCGGGUUAUUUUUGUGUCAUGUAUUCACUCAAGUUACCAUACCAGUAGUCUCUGUUAUGUAAUGGUAUGUACUGAUUGUGUUUUAGAUUGGCAGGCAUCAAUACACUAGAAGACAUUAUGAUUUAUAGUUCAUCUGAUAUGAUGAAAUAAGGGUCUUGAUUGGCCUGGCACAUAACUAUGUUGGAAUAAUUAGCUUUAAAAUUUAUAAAAUUCACACUUUGGUAAGCACCCAAAAUGUUUUAAUGCAAUCUAUUGAUUGAUGGCACUGAUUUCAUCGUUAGACACUUUUAAAUGUUGAUGAUGGGUAAAUAAAUGGUUCCUGUUAUGAAGCACGAUGGUGUCUUUUUUAUGUGGUAUUAUCUGGACGGGUUCAUGUCUCAUAAUGUUGUAUUUAUUAUUUAGUUGUGUCAAAAUAUGUACUUUCUGAAGGUUGAUGAAGUUUUUUUCUCUCUACUUUAUGCUCAUCGUGUCCUGUUAGGAUGCAAAAGUAAGUGCUGCUUAAAUGCUAUCCAGCAAAAAAGGUCAUAAUAAUAAUAAUAAUAAUAAUAACAUUAAUGGGUCAAAUACAUUAACAGGAUAUACUGUACAACUGGAUUGGAAAGCUGUUUUCAUAUUUACAAAUAUAUUUACUCUUAAAUUGAUGUUUUUUUUUAAUCUAAAUACAUUUAUUUUUAUGAAAAUGUUAUAUAUUUGCGAAAGUAAAACUGCACUUCAAUGUGAGACAUGAAGACACAGCAUUCUCUUUCUGCACGUUUUAAACAUAUCAAAACUGAUAAAAAGAAGCAGCUAAGAAUGUAAGAAAAAACUCAAAAAAUCACCAAAAACGCUGUAUUUACAUGCACAUUAACCAAGCUACAUCGACAAUGUUAUUAUUAUUUUUGUUAACAUUAACUAUGAUAAUGGCGUCGUGAUACCUCGACAUACCACACCGGCUAGCUACAUUGCCAGCUAGGGACUACCUACGCCACACACUCGCCAGCAGCAAGUUCACUGCAUGGUUAUAGAAAACCAUAGCGGUAUGUCCCAUUGUGUGCAUUAAUGAGCUGCCCCUUUUUAUCUGGUUUUAUUAGCGAUGUUUAUAAUUAAUUAUUAAUAAUUAUCGGUACCAAUAUUAGAAUAAAAAUGCGAUAUCAUUUGAUAUAGGUAUCUGAUUUUUUUCCCGUUCAUGAAAACCAAUAUUUAAAGAAUGCUGUAUACAACACAUAGUAUGUGUUCAUUCCACCACGGGAGAUGUGUUAUCAAUAUGUUGGACAUCACAAGUUUUUAUAUAUUUUAAAAUGCAUUAAAAGAGAAAGAUGUGUGUUCACAUCUCGGAUAAAGAUUGUGCAUGAUGAGCAAAAUUCCAAAAGUGCAGUUUUUCUUUAAAGUUAGAAUUCACAAAGCGUUGGGUUGUUCAUCCACUAAUGGGGAACGUGAGCUGCAUGGGCUUAGACCAGGGGUCUCAAACUCAAUUUACCUGGGGGCUACUGGAGCUAGAGUCUCGGCAAGGCUGGGCCGCAUCAGGUUUUCCAAAAAAAACAAACGCAUUUAUUAAAAAACAGAAAAAUAUACAAACUUUUUCAGUGCUUCGGUUCCGAUUUCCUACAAGAAAAGCUCUGAUAAAACAUUCCACUGUUCUCAAAUAUCUUAAUUUUUAUUUUUCUGCACAAAAUAAGAUGAAAAAUAAAUAAACAAAUCAAGAAUAAAGAAAAUCAAUCAGAAAUAAAUAUAAUAAUAAGAAUAAAACGGAAAAUAAUAAAAACUUAAGAAA
Molecule: messenger RNA, 4381 nt
Organism: Doryrhamphus excisus (bluestripe pipefish)
Lineage: Eukaryota; Metazoa; Chordata; Actinopteri; Syngnathiformes; Syngnathidae
Source: RefSeq, a predicted model, not a curated record